AUGGCAUCGGCUCUUCCAUAUGCGCCUCCAAGUCGCAAGGCCAAUUCUACCAAUAUGUCGAUGCAAGCACUUCGUCCAACCACGCGGGGUACAAUUGGGAGUGCAACGACAAGUUCCAACGGGAGUUUUCAAAGAAGGACCUCCUUAUCUUCAUUCCCAUCAUCUCGUUCUCCUUCAGUCAUGUCACAACGUCGGCCUUCACGAAGUCCGAAUCCUCCACCAAUAGACACGGAUCGCAGGUCUGAUCCAAGUACUGUCAAUUCGAAAACUCCUACCAGCGGGGUAUCGUCUCAACAUUCUUCGUUAUCUGCCCCAAAUAAAUAUCACCCAGGUGCACACCCUGCGAGAAAGUUGAGGUCACAAUAUCCUCGAGGGGAUACCGAGAACCAUGUCGAAUAUAUACUGGUGGCGUCGUUCGAUAUUGAUAAGGGACCUAUCAUGGAACAUCAAUAUCCUGUCGCAAUAACAGGAGAUGAGCAUAUGUUGGCAGAAUUAAUGUUACCGGAUCAAGCCCAUGUUCGAAACCAGGAUUGGACGAUAUUCUUCUUACAUAAAGAUACAAGUCAGGAUGAAGAAGAGGCAGAGGAGAAGGCAGAAAGAAGAAGAUUACGACGGGCGAAGAAAGAAGCCAAGGCGGCACUUUUUGAAAAUGGAAACGUUGACCUUUUGGAAAGUGUGGAGGAUAGUGAGGAGGAAUCGGAAGAUGAUGAGCCAGAAGGAGGCGAAGGUCCACCUCUGAUAUAUGUGUUGAACCUUGUCAACACUAAACAAGAUAAGACUGCCAAAAGAGGAGCUGUAGUGAAAGCCAUGGCUAUAUGUACUCGACAUCCAUUUCUGCACAUUUAUAAGCCACUUCUACUAUUAGCCCUUGAAGAAUAUUUUAAAACACCUCAACCGUCUACGCUGGCAGAGUUAUACGAGGCAGUGAAUACAAUGGAUCUAUCAUUAAUGCCCAGGCUGAGCAUACUUGAACGUCAUCUUCUACAAGCAAGCGACAACAAAGAUCUGUUUGUAGAAAAGUUUGAGCAAAUGCUUCAGAUGCGCAUGGCAGAGGACCAAGGCGAAGCGCUGGUCGAUAUAACAGCCAUGUCCGAAAGCCCAGAAAGGAGACCGUCGAGACCUGGUCUGCUACGAAAUGGUACAAAAGCACAUGUUCAACAACUCAUACACUCGAGCUACUCCGUACCUCGAGACACACACGAAUUCGAGACCAAAGUUACGUAUAAUGGAAUUCCGAUACCCAUCAAGGUUCCUGUUGCAGUAUCUCCCGAGACUGUUGGAGAUUUCUCCCUCGUAAAGCUUAUACAAACCUACAACGACCCCCACGUUAAAUCACCAAUCCCAUUUACGCUACAUCCACACCUCACAACAGGAGGGAUACAUACUCAUCCCAUCAUUGUAUUAGUCAAUGCUAUAAUAACUCAAAAGCGUGUCAUAUUCCUUGGCCACAAUCGUCCAUCAGGUGAAGUCGCCGAGGCCGUUCUUGCAGCCUGCGCUUUAGUAUCUGGGGGGGUUCUGCGUGGAUUUACUCGCCAUGCAUUUCCAUAUACUGAUCUCAGCAAGAUUGAUGACCUUUUGAAAGUGCCAGGGUUCAUAGCAGGUGUAACAAAUCCAACAUUCGAAAAUCAUCCGGAAUGGUGGGAUGUACUAUGUGAUAUACCCUCAGGACGAAUGAAGAUCAGUAGUCGGAUCGAACAAGCUCCACUCACAGAAGGACUUGCUAAUUUCCAGCAACAAAAUCCAGCUUACGCCAGUGCCACAAAUGUUGCAACAUCAACUAGUCAAGCCGCCAGUGAUCCAACGGGCGAUUCCGCAUUCAUGAAUGAUGUGAUUCGUAGUAUUGCAGCUCGACAUGGCGAAGGUGUCAUCCGAACCAAGUGGCGAGACUGGGUGGUAAAAUUCACCAGAAUUUCAGCUCAAUUCGAAGAGAGCGUUUACGGCGCGAGUGCUUUGUACAUUGGCGUAGAAAAAGCAGAGCCUGGCAACGAGAAUGUCAGUGGCCAUGGGUAUGUUUGGCCUGAUGAGAAUGCGAAGUUACGCGAGCUUGCUAGUAAUGUAAAUCGAAUUGAGGGCUGGAGAGCUACUCGAAGUUAUUACAGUUUUAAGCAGGAUCUUGCGCAACUCUAUAAUUUUCGACCUCUCAAAUCCCUCGAUCUCCAUCAUCUGCACGAUCGUCUUCGGAUGACAAAACUUACGCCCAAUACCAGCCGUGAUAUAUAUGUUGCCAUGGAGAAAUACACACAUUCCUACGAUGAAAUAUGUCAGCUCCUAGCAGUCGCACCUGAAUCCCACGCAGGGCUCUUUUAUAUUGCCCUCGGACUUUUCCACAAAGAACGAGAUGUUCGGAUGAGAGUAGUUGAUUUAUUGGAGAGAAUCAGUGAACAUGAGGCUGGACGACAUUGGUGGAAAGCUUUAAGUCGAUUUGAGAAAUUAGCUUUCAUCCGCAUCAAGAGAGAAGCAGAAGCUGAGAUGAGAGCCAAGUUGGCAGGUGGGGAGAGAGAUGUUUCGGGUGAUAGUGAUGGAAUGGUUAUGGGAAGACGAAUCAGUUGA
Molecule: messenger RNA, 2550 nt
Organism: Sclerotinia borealis F-4128
Lineage: Eukaryota; Fungi; Ascomycota; Leotiomycetes; Helotiales; Sclerotiniaceae
Source: the annotation of a GenBank genome assembly